Molecule: messenger RNA, 453 nt
Organism: Theileria equi strain WA
Lineage: Eukaryota; Apicomplexa; Aconoidasida; Piroplasmida; Theileriidae
Exons: 2
Coding region: 1-453 (150 amino acids)
Source: RefSeq, a predicted model, not a curated record
AUGGAAAGCGUUAAUUUUGUACGAGAUGUGCAGUCUAGUUACGUGGCCUUUGCGCGAGGACUUGACGUUGCCAUAGUCUCAGAUUUUUCCAAGGAGAAUGAGAUAGGAAAGGGAGACUGGAAGAAAUGUGCGAAUCUUGUCAAGAACUCUGGCUCAGGAGAGAAUGAAAACGACCACGUCGUCAGUGUGUCUGCACUAAAGUUGGAGAAGCAGACAGUAGAUUACGUCGUAGUUUUGGGCUUAAAGUCUGGGCUCAUUGUACUUGCAAUCAUUGACUCUUCUGGGAAGCUGGAAGUUUUGGGUACUCAUACUCUGGACGGUCUAGCAGAGCUGGAGGUGCAUGUUGCUGGGAAGGAAUUUAGCGCUAAGAAUGUACACGUAUUUUGUAAAGUGAAUGAAGAAGUUGUAAAGUUUUCGUGGGAGACAAAAGAGGUGACGAAGGUUACGAGGUAA